This is a messenger RNA of Coregonus sp. 'balchen', 8712 nucleotides long. The record is from the annotation of a GenBank genome assembly. NCBI's taxonomy places the organism in Eukaryota, Metazoa, Chordata, Actinopteri, Salmoniformes, Salmonidae.
AUGCUGACCUUGUCCCGGCGGGCGUUGGUGUAUGCGGCGGCUCCGGCCCCAGUUGCUGUCUGUCAAGGCGGAGUGACUGCAAUCACACGAUUCAACAGCAUGGCUGAGGUAUCCUUCCACGCAACAUGCGUAAACAAAGUGCAAACUUGACAGUUGCAGACUGCAGGCAGCAAAUACUCUAUAUUGUAUUUAGAUGAUUAGGCCUACAGUUUUACAAUCUCUUUAGGCACCGCCAAAGAAGACAACAUUUGGACCCCUGGCUGACCAGGAUAGAAUUUUCACCAACCUGUAUGGCAGACAUGACUGGAGGUACCAUCACAAACUGCUCUCCAUUAGGGCUGACCCCAUUUAGUCAAUUGUUUAGUCGAUAGGCUGUUGAUAGACUGAGAUUUCUUUAGUCAAGCAGUAGCAAAAAAAUAUAUAAAUAAGUAUGGUGUACAAGACACCUGUCUGAGUGGACUGAUCCAUUGUGGAGGCAGUGGGGAUGGCACAGUCCAUCAGUCUAAAACAUGUGCUACUGAAAUUGUAUAUGGUUAUAUUACAUAAGAACAAUGGUGCAACACCUUGUGGUGAUGUAUGUUCUUAUUGUUAAUCCCAGCCCCUGUCCCCGCAGGAGGCCUUUGCCUUUUGGUAGGCCAUCAUUGUAAAUAAGAAUUUGUUCUUAGCUGACUUGCCUAGUUAAAUAAAGGUUAAAUAAAAAAAGUAAUAAAAAACACCGAAUAAAAAUUAUAUUAUUUUAUAACAAAUGCACUUUCUCCUACGUUGGAUAGUGGUUGCUGUCCGCGGUUCAGAAACACAUCAGUGCACUGUUGAAUUGGCGCCUUUUCCUAGACCAUGUUGCUAUGUGCAUAAUAGCAAAGUUAACCAGCAUAUUGGUGUUGAGAGCAAUGCGGCGGAGGCAGCAGCAGAAUGAGGGGAUGAGAAAACAGCCCUUGCCUUAUUGUCUAAGAAAAGUGAGGAGAGAGGAAACCUCAACUUAAUUAGGUCUAUAAUCAAUAGCCUAACUGUUAAAUGUGCCUGGCUUUAUAAAUCAUCAACAUAUCUACAGAAAUAAGACAGAUUCUGCUUCUGUUGCCUGUUUGAGUGUUUCUUUAAUAGCCUGCUGAUUCCUUGAGUGCCAAGCCUCACACAACGACAUGUCAACUAAACAAUUUCACAAAUGUGGCUGUUUUUAAAUAUUUGCUUUGCUGUAAUAAAGGCUUUACACUUGUUUUCGUUAGAACAGUCUCUGGUAUUAUAAUACACUGCUCAAAAAAAUAAAGGGAACACUUAAACAACACAAUGUAACUCCAAGUCAAUCACACUUCUGUGAAAUCAAACUGUCCACUUAGGAAGCAACACUGAUUGACAAUACAUUUCACAUGCUGUUGUGCAAAUGGAAUAGACAACAGGUGGAAAUUAUAGGCAAUUAGCAAGACACCCCCAAUAAAGAAGUGGUUAUGCAGGUGGUGACCACAGACCACUUCUCAGUUCCUAUGCUUCCUGGCUGAUGUUUUGGUCACUUUUGAAUGCUGGCGGUGCUUUCACUCUAGUGGUAGCAUGAGACGGAGUCUACAACCCACAAAAGUGGCUCAGGUAGUGCAGCUCAUCCAGGAUGGCACAUCAAUGCGAGCUGUGGCAAGAAGGUUUGCUGUGUCUGUCAGCGUAGUGUCCAGAGCAUGGAGGCGCUACCAGGAGACAGGCCAGUACAUCAGGAGACGUGGAGGAGGCCGUAGGAGGGCAACAACCGAGCAGCAGGACCGCUACCUCCGCCUUUGUGCAAGGAGGAGCAGGAGGAGCACUGCCAGAGCCCUGCAAAAUGACCUCCAGCAGGCCACAAAUGUGCAUGUGUCUGCUCAAACGGUCAGAAACAGACUCCAUGAGGGUGGUAUGAGGGCCCGACGUCCACAGGUGGGGGUUGUGCUUACAGCCCAACACCGUGCAGGACGUUUGGCAUUUGCCAGAGAACACCAAGAUUGGCAAAUUCGCCACUGGCGCCCUGUGCUCUUCACAGAUGAAAGCAGGUUCACACUGAGCACAUGUGACAGACGUGACAGAGUCUGGAGACGCCGUGGAGAACGUUCUGCUGCCUGCAACAUCCUCCAGCGUGACCAGUUUGGCGGUGGGUCAGUCAUGGUGUGGGGUGGCAUUUCUUUGGGGGGCCGCACAGCCCUCCAUGUGCUCGCCAGAGGUAGCCUGACUGCCAUUAGGUACCAAGAUGAGAUCCUCAGACCCCUUGUGAGACCAUAUGCUGGUGCGGUUGGCCCUGGGUUCCUCCUAAUGCAAGACAAUGCUAGACCUCAUGUGGCUGAAGUGUGUCAGCAGUUCCUGCAAGAGGAAGGCAUUGAUGCUAUGGACUGGCCCGCCCGUUCCCCAGACCUGAAUCCAAUUGAGCACAUCUGGGACAUCAUGUCUCGCUCCAUCCACCAACGCCACGUUGCACCACAGACUGUCCAGGAGUUGGCGGAUGCUUUAGUCCAGGUCUGGGAGGAGAUCCCUCAGGAGACCAUCCGCCACCUCAUCAGGAGCAUGCCCAGGCGUUGUAGGGAGGUCAUACAGGCACGUGGAGGCCACACACACUACUGAGCCUCAUUUUGACUUGUUUUAAGGACAUUACAUCAAAGUUGGAUCAGCCUGUAGUGUGGUUUUCCACUUUAAUUUUGAGGGUGACUCCAAAUCCAGACCUCCAUGGGUUGAUACAUUUGAUUUCCAUUGAUAAUAUUUGUGUGAUUUUGUUGUCAGCACAUUCAACUAUGUAAAGAAAAAAGUAUUUCAUAAGAUUAUUUCAUUCAUUCAGAUCUAGGAUGUGUUGUUUAAGUGUUCCCUUUAUUUUUUUGAGCAGUGUAUAUUUAGUGUUGUUUACACUGUUCCAAAUUCUCAGAAAUAUGUAUUAUAACAAUAACGCACCUUUUUCUUGAUCUUCUUAUUGUUAUUAUUACUAUUAUUAUUAUGAUCAUAAGUAAUGUCAUUAUCAUUAGUAGGCUUAAUAUAGCAACCUUGUAUAACCACCAUUGAGCUGUAGGCGUAAGAGCGCAUCCUUUUUAGUCUUAAUACCGUAACUUACUUAGGCCUAUAUUUCAAUACUUAUAUAGGCUACUGUAUCAAUCAAUCAUUCAUUUGUUCAUGUCAUCACACAGUAUACGAGUUAUUCAUGAUUUGAAAUGCAAUCAUGCAUUUUAGUUUUAAAAUAAAAUAAAGCAAGCCUCUAAUAAUUAGCUUAAACAAUAAAUAAACCGUUCCUUUUUGGAAAUUGCAUUCACUAAUGAAUGCGACUGUUUUUACUCUUUGCUGUAACAAAGGCUUAACAUUUUUUUUACAAAAGACUGAUACGCUUAUCAUUUAUUUAGUGUUGUUUACAUAGUUCUAAACAGUCAGGAAAAUUAUAUAGUAAUCUAUACAUCACCUGUUUUGCACACAUAAUAUGCACGCACCUUAUUUUUCUUGAUCUCCAGUAUUUUCCACUACUAGUCAAAUUUAUUGCACACAUCUGACUUUCCCUUUACCUCCAUUUACCUUCCCUUUCCACCUUUACCUCCUAGUCCCGUCCGAAUCUGCCAUGUCAGUAAUUUUGACAUAGCAGGAGUGUAACAAUUCCAGCCAGAAUAACCUACUGUUUUUUGACUCCCUCUAGUAAUUUGUGUGUCUUAAUUAUUUAAUCAAACAGUGUGCUUAAAGCAUCAGACAAGCUCAGUGAAUAUAGUUGAUUUGAUUAAAACACAUAAGAUGUGUCAAUAUAUGGAGAAAUACACUUUUUGAAAUUUCGACCAAGAUUAUUUUUAGUUGGGGACAGCCCUACUCUCCCUACACAACAUUGUACACAAUGUUGGAAAUGCUGGCCUUUGGGAUAUGAGAGCUUGGGCCAGUGUUCUUCAUAUGUAUAAGAAUAUACCAUUCCAUGCAUAUUACUUAUUUAUAAAGUAUUAUGCUAAUGUUGUAGUAUUCUUAGGAAUUAGGUGUCAUAUUUAUCCCUCUCUCCCUAUGUUGUCCCAGGUUGAAGGGAGCUCAGAGUCGUGGUGACUGGUACAAGACCAAGGAGAUCUUGCUGAAGGGAGUGGACUGGAUCCUCAAUGAGAUCAAAGUCUCAGGGCUGCGGGGGAGAGGUGGAGCCGGGUUCCCCACUGGCAUGAAGUGGGGCUUCAUGAACAAGCCCAGUGAUGGCAGGUCAGUGGUACUGCCCUUAUUGCUCAUUUAAAGCUCUGUGGUGACAUUUCCCCUAGGUACUGAUCUAGGAUCAGCUUCCACUCCCCCAAUUCUAACCCCCAUUUGACUCCUGUGCCAACUUUGACCUGAGUAAGGAAUCUAAAACUAAAACUCCUAUCCCCCCCUUCAUCUGUUCCUUAGGCCAAAGUACCUGGUGGUGAAUGCUGAUGAAGGAGAACCUGGCACCUGUAAGGACAGGGAGAUCAUGCGUAACGACCCACACAAGCUGGUGGAGGGCUGCCUGGUGGCAGGAAGGGCCAUGGGAGCCCGUGCUGCCUACAUCUACAUCAGGGGAGAGUUCUACAACGAGUCCUCCAACCUGCAGGUGAGAGCAGGGACUGCAUGAAAAGGUAAAACAAGUUCAUAACUACAAAACAGUUGAGGUUGAUCUCUAGGCAGUUAGGCUGCAAUUCUUCUUAGAUGUGGCACACUUUUUCACCUUCACCUUUUCCGAUGUUCUUACUAAAUUGAACACAUAUAUGAUUCCUUUAAGGUAAUCGAUUUUGAAUGACAUUCAUUGAUGUCUUCUUUGAUCCUGGUUUUGACCUCAGAUAGCCAUCAAUGAGGCCUAUGCGGCUGGUCUGAUUGGGAAGAACUCCUGCGGCUCUGGCUACGACUUUGAUGUGUUUGUGAUGCGUGGGGCCGGUGCCUACAUCUGUGGAGAGGAGACGGCACUCAUCGAGUCCCUCGAGGGCAAGCAAGGGAAGCCCCGCCUGAAGCCCCCAUUCCCUGCUGAUGUGGGUGAGUUACUGAGGUGGAGAGGGAGAUGGAGUCCUCCCCAUGAUGUAGUCAUACCACAAUAUGGAACUAAUCAUGACAUGGCAAUGGCAUGUUAUUGAUGAUAAUAGGUCAAUUUAGAGGUUCAACCAAACACCUACUUCAAUACCAAUAACAUCCAAAUAUCCUUUGACUUUUCUUCUAAAAGUUUAAUUCUAAACUUGUUGACCGUUUUGUUCCCUCUAAGGUGUGUUUGGUUGCCCAACAACUGUCGCCAACGUGGAAACAGUAGCCGUGGCGCCCACUAUUUGUCGCCGUGGUGGCACGUGGUUCCUAGGCUUUGGCAGAGAGAGGAAUUCGGGCACAAAACUCUUCAACAUCUCGGGUCAUGUCAACACCCCCUGCACAGUGGAGGAGGAGAUGUCUAUUCCUCUCAAGGACCUCAUCGAGCGGCACGCAGGUAAGUCCUUAGCGUACACCACCGUGAGCAUUUAAAACUGAGCUGCAUCUGUCUCUUCCCAAUGUAUACUAACCACCUCACCAUUGUAACUACAGUUAGCAAACAUCUGCUUAUGAAUGUCAGUUCUAAGAUAUCCAAUAUAUAUGUACUGAAUGUUGUCUUAAAUUAGUAAAAAGGCAAUCCAGAGGAUUUUAAGAUAGCAGGUGGUUUUGUAUCAAAGCCCUGGAUCAGGUUGCCUAGUAAACACUAAUGCCACUACAGAUCUUUUUCAGUAGUAAGGCACAGUAUUUAUCUCAUACUUGCUCAUUAACUCACACACGCAGCCUCAAUUCAACUGACAGAAGUGUAUGUCUCUCUCUCAGGUGGCGUGCGCGGUGGCUGGGACAAUCUGUUGUGUGUGAUACCUGGAGGCUCUUCCACACCCCUCAUCCCCCGUUCAGUGUGUGACACCGUGCUGAUGGACUUUGACGGCCUGGUCCAGGCUCAGACUGGCCUCGGCACCGCUGCUCUCAUCGUCAUGGACAAAUCUGUAAGCUCUCACCCACACAGUAUGGGCUGGUUUCCCAGACAUUGAUCAGGCCUAGUCCAGGACUAAGAAGCACUUUCAAUGGAAGAUCUCCAUUGAAAAGGUUAUUUAGUCCAGGACUAGGGUUAAUCUGUGUCUGGGAAACCAGCCCUAUAUGUAUAAGUAACAGUAUAACACUGAUGAGAAAGUGAUUCUUACAUCUAGGAGAACCGAAAUUUGAUUCUUACGUCUAGGAGAACCGAAAUUUGAUCUAACACAUUGAGAUAUACAGUACCAGUCAAAAGUUUGGACACACCUACUUAUUCAAGGGUUUUUCUUUACUUUGACUAUUUACUACAUUGUAGAAUAAUAGUGAAGACAUCAAAACUAUGAAAUAACACAUAUGGAAUCAUGUAGUAACCAAAAAGGUGUUAAACAAAUCAAAAUAGAUUUGAGAUUUUUCAAAUAGCCACCCUUUGCCUUGAUGACAGCUUUGCACACUCUUGGCAUUCUCUCAACCAGCUUCACCUGGAAUGCAUUUCCAACAGUCUUAAAGAAGUUCCCACAUAUGCUGAGCACUUGUUGGCUGCUUUUCCUUCACUCUGCGGUCUGACUCAUCCCAAACCAUCUCAAUUGGGUUGAGGUCAGGGGAUUGUGGAGGCCAGGUCAUCUGAUGCAGCACUCCAUCACUCUCCUUCUUGGUAAAAUAGCCCUUACACAGCCUGGAGGUGUGUUGGGUCAUUGUCCUGUUGAAAAACAAAUGAUAGUCCCACUAAGCCCAAACCAGAUGGGAUGGCGUAUCGCUGCAGAAUUCUGUGGUAGCCAUGCUGAUUAAGUGUGCCUUGAAUUCUAAAUAAAUCACAGACAGUGUCACCAGCAAAGCACCCUGGAAUACAUUACACCUCUUGCAUGCAUUACGGUGGGAACUACACAUGCGGAGAUCAUCCGUUCACCCACACCAACCAAAAAUCUCCAAUUUGGACUCCAGACCAAAGGACACAUUUCCACCGGUCUAAUGUCCUUUGCUCGUGUUUCUUGGCCCAAGCAGAUCUCUUAUUGGUGUCAUUUAGUAGUGAUUUCUUUGCAGCAACACGACCACAAAGUCCCCUCUGAACAGUUGAUGUUGAGAUGUGUCUGUGACUUGAACUCUGAAGCAUUUAUUUGGGCUGCAAUUUCUGAGGCUGGUAACUAAUUAACUUAUCCUCUGCAGCAGAGGUAACUCUGGGUCUUCCAUUCCUGUGGCGGUCCUCAUGAGAGCCAGUUUCAUCAUAGCGCUUGAUGGUUUUUGCGACUGCACUUGAAGAAACUUUCAAAGUUCUUGAAAUGUUCCGUAUUGACUGACCUUCAUGUCUUAAAGUAAUGAUGGACGGUCGUUUCGCUUUGCUUAUUUGAGCUGUUCUUGCCAUAAUAUGGACUUGGUCUUUUACCAAACAGGGCUAUCUUCUGUAUACCCCCCUACCUUGUCACAACACAACUGAUUGGCUCAAAUGCAUUAAGAAGGAAAGAAAUUCCACAAAUUAACUUUUAAGAAGGCACACCUGUUAAUUGAAAUGUAUUCCAGGUGACUACCUCAUGAAGCUGGUUGAGAGAAUGCCAAGCGUGUGCAAAGGGUGGCUAUUUGAAGAAUCUCAAAUAUAAAAUAUAUUUGGAUUUGUUUAACACUUUUUUGGUUACUACAUGAUUCCAUAUGUGUUAUUUCAUAGUUUUGAUGUCUUCACUAUUAUUCUACAAUGUAAAAAUAAAGAAUAACCCUGGAAUGAGUAGGUGUGUCCAAACUUUUGACUGGUAGUGUAUGUUGUUGAGAGAUGUACUCUGUCAUUGCAGACGGACGUCAUCAGAGCCAUUGCCCGUUUGAUUGAGUUCUACAAACACGAGAGCUGUGGCCAGUGCACCCCCUGCAGGGAGGGUAAGGAUAUUUUUGAGUGACACAUUCUGGUUGGCCCACCAUUUUGGGCUGUCCUUGCUCGCACAAGGCUACUUACUUUCUUAACUAUUUUGAUUCAAAUGUUGUACCUUUAAAGAGUGCUACAAGUCUGUUUGUCUCUACCCUAUUCCCAUCUGUAUCUCACUCAUUCAAACUUUUUCUCUUGUCCUGUGUGAAGGAGUGGACUGGAUGAACAAGAUGAUGUGGCGCUUUGUUAAGGGUGAUGCAGGGGUGGCUGAGAUCGACAUGAUCUGGGAAAUCAGCAAACAGAUUGAGGGGCACACCAUCUGUGCCUUGGGUGAUGGAGCCGCGUGGCCCGUACAGGUGAAUACAGGAGAUAGAUAUAAACACACUGAGGCUCAACUUGUUAUGCCUCAUUCACACUAUAGUGCCAAGCUGAGCUAUCCUGGGCAGGCCUGGCUACACAUCUAUCCACCAUAGUGAAAAUAAAAUAUCCAAGCCAGCACAGUACGGUUGGUUCGGUCAGCCAUAUAGAGUGAAUUAGGCAUUAGUGUGUAUUGGUGGUAACUAAUACAGGUUUCUAUGGGCUGUGCCUGUAUCUGUCCAGAGAGAUAGCUAUUUAAACAGAUUUGAUUUGGUAAUAGUGUAGUUUGGUGACUGGCCCUUUUCGUAACUCACUCUCUCCUCUUCUUUCUCUCUGUAGGGAUUGAUCAGACACUUCAGGCCUAUCAUGGAGACCCGAAUUGCAGAGUUCCAGCAGAAGGACCAGGCCAGGUCUUAAAUCUCUCCUUUGUCCCCUCCCUCUCUCCUGAAAAUGGCCUCAUGACGUCAUUCACCGUCUACCCAUCAUUCACAGAUUAUUGAAACAAGAAUGUGUUUCCUCUCACUCAUUGCCUUCCUGUUUUUGCUUUGUCUAAAGUCGCCAAUAAAGCUCUAUGAACCCUAAAAUAGGUAAACAAUUCAACA